AUGUCUCUCUUUCUCAGCCGGUUCCGCGUUGGGGUGAGAAGAUCCUCCUCUGUUUCUCUUCUUGUCUCCAAUAGCUUCUCCAGUUCCUUGCGGCAAAAUCCUCCUUGUUCCAUCAUCAGCGCUACUCCUUGUGGACAAGAUCUCGCAAAACUCAUAAUUGGCAAUACUAAUCAAAAUUCCAGCACUCAAUUGGACAAGCGAGUACCUAUGGAGUUGGUGUAUAAUGAUGAAAAAAAACUAACGAUAGGGGCAUCUCAUGGAUGGGUAGCUACUUUGAAUAAGGAUGGAAUCUUACGUCUACAAGACGAUCUGAACCCGUUUGCAUCUGAAAUAAAUCCCAUUCGCAUCAAGCUGCCUCCUCUUGUGACUCUGCGAUACUGCCAAACAAAAAUCAUCACCAAUGUUUCAAUGUCAUCAGCUUCUCCAAAGGGUGAUGAGGACUGUGUCGUGGCUGUCAAGUUCUUGGGACCUCAACUCAGUUUUUGCAAACCAGCCGGUAAGAAAAAACGGAAAUGGACCAACAUCAAGAUCGAAAACCCCUGCUUCUACUCCUCCCGUGUCAUGUUUUUCAAGAAAGACAACAUGUUUCGUAUUGUUGGAUCUGGAGGCCACCUCAUCGGGUCAUGGGACCCAUGUAAUCCCAGCGAUAACCCCAAGGUGCAGAGCGUAAAGUUCCAAAAACUUCCUAAGCUGAUGAUGGCCACAUGUGAGCUUAUGGAUUCGUGCUUCACGAGCGAGCACUUGGUGGAGUCAAGAGCCACCGGUGAGACUUUCUUGGUUAAGUGCGUUUACACCUUGGAUUUUGAUGAAACCUCGUUUGUAAAUUUGAAUGACAUCCCCGUCUCCGUCGCUAGUGUAAGUGGUACACAUGGCGCUCCUUAUCAUAUUCCACCUCAAGAUAUAGACAACAGUUUGUAA
Molecule: messenger RNA, 918 nt
Organism: Eruca vesicaria subsp. sativa (arugula)
Lineage: Eukaryota; Viridiplantae; Streptophyta; Magnoliopsida; Brassicales; Brassicaceae
Source: the annotation of a GenBank genome assembly